CAUCACCACGGUCCUGACCAUGACCACGUUAAGCAUCAGCGCACGCCACUCCCUCCCCAAAGUCUCCUACGCCACCGCCAUGGACUGGUUCAUUGCCGUGUGCUUCGCCUUUGUCUUCUCCGCUCUCAUAGAGUUCGCUGCCGUCAACUACUUCACCAAUGCAGAGAUGGAGAGACUGAAAAGGAAGCCGGCAAAAUGCCCGCCGGCGCCCCAAACAACCCCAGUGAAAGUGAAGGAUAUGGAGGAAGUUCUGCAGCAUAACCCUGACACCAAUGGUAACCUGCGGAAACGGAUGAACUAUAUGUCCCAGCAAGAUGGCCAGAAAGCAGAGUCCAACAGCACAGCAGCGGCAAGAGGGGUAACCAGGAAACAACCCCAGUCUGGCCAAUCAUCUUCAUCCAAGGGGGCAACUGGCGGCGCCAUCAUCCUACCACACUCCAGCCCCGGCCCCGCCAGCCAACCCAACACUUCCUCCUUGACCCUGUCUGCCAUGAACAUGCCCCUGGCUCCACCCACAACUGAGAAAGCAAUGACAAUACCAGCCAACCAGAGCCAGCCCAUCGCUGACUCCUCGCUCCAGGACCUUCUAGGACCCAGACUGGAGCACAUUCAGCUGAUGGGCAAAAAUGAGCCCAAGCAGUCGCCAUGCUCCCAGCCGACCACCGCCAGUAUGGGCGGGACCAGUAAAAUCGACAAGUAUGCCCGCAUCCUGUUCCCAGUGUCCUUUGGCGCAUUCAACAUGGUGUACUGGGUGGUUUACUUGUCGAAAGAUACCAUGGAGGCCAAAUUUAGAGGCCAAAUCUAGUUUCUAGCUCCUCUUGGGGUCAUUUUGGGAAUCAUUUUCUACAAAAUGUAAAAUGACAGGAGAAAAAGAGCUUUGGAGACAUGGGAGAUUAAAUCAUUUUUUCAACUAACAAGGAAACCAAAUAUGCUGGACAAGAGCCUCAAAAGAUUACACCCAGGAAUACUAAUCUCAGCACAUCUGUUUGUUUAAUUUCCGAGAGGUCUUCUGAGAAUGAGCAUGGUAACAAAACCAUAAAACCAUUUUUUUUUAAAUGUCUGAUUCAAACAAAUAUCACAACUAUACUCUGGGUGGCCAUAUCCAAUAUGCAAUACAGUAAUGGUUUGAUGGAUUGGUUAGUAGUUCAUACGGUUUUGUGCGCUACUUGUUAUUGUGCAUCAUCCUACUAUUAAUGUAGAAUGCCAUGCACUACCAUGAGUCCAUCGGGACACGCCCAGUAGUUCUGUUGGUUACCAUCUGGGCGCACUACGUCAUUUCAACAUGGAAUGUUGGUAAUAUUUGGUUGAGACGUUGAUCAAUAAGAUUUCA
This is a messenger RNA of Salvelinus sp. IW2-2015, 1330 nucleotides long. RefSeq names its product gamma-aminobutyric acid receptor subunit alpha-6-like. Lineage: Eukaryota; Metazoa; Chordata; Actinopteri; Salmoniformes; Salmonidae. Gene Ontology annotation, cellular component: dendrite membrane; GABA-A receptor complex; postsynapse. The record is from RefSeq and is a predicted model, not a curated record. Gene Ontology annotation, molecular function: GABA-A receptor activity; GABA-gated chloride ion channel activity; inhibitory extracellular ligand-gated monoatomic ion channel activity. Gene Ontology annotation, biological process: gamma-aminobutyric acid signaling pathway; signal transduction; regulation of postsynaptic membrane potential.